AUGUCCACGACUACACUGGCAGAUCUGCCAGUCGAGCUUUUGAAUCAAGUCGUCUCACACUGCCCAGCCACUUCGGUGGGACACCUGUCAAGGACAUCCACAUCCUUACACGAGUUUGCGGAAAAGGAAGGCUGGCGAACAUUUACGCAGACUCAUUUCCCGAAUCUGGGACCAUCGUCGUAUUGGCGGGAUGCUGCGCGCUCUUUGACGACCCUGUCGCGCAACUGGCAACGCCGGGCAUUUCUUGCAACAUAUCUUACACCUUCAGGCGAUGCCACUGCACUGCCCGCUGGACAAGCUAUCAAGAAAUGGAGGCGGCCGGCUGGUCAGACUAUGGGUUUUCAGCCUGCAGUCGAUAGUUAUGAACAGUUCACCGGCAGCCGUUGGGUAGACCGACGACAAGUCGUUGCAUGGAGUGCAGGCGCAGAGCUUGUGGUGCAAAGAUUGGACAAGUUCGAAAACAAUGGCACGCGAGUGCGGUGGUGGACUUACAAGCCACUGAGCAGCGUUGAAGGGCGCGACGACAUCACCAGUGUACGGAUACUCAAGCGAAACGACCAGCCAUCGCGCAGCAGUAUCGACAGCAGCGAACAGAUCAUCAUCGGAACUGCCAACGGAGAUCUACAGCUUGUAGAAGUGCCGCCUGUAGAGGACAGCAGUGUCAUCAAGACUUAUUAUGUCACGAAUGGCGUUUCGGUGCGAUCAGCAUCAUUGUCGACAGAUGUUGAAGCUACUCAGGACCAACCUCAGCAUUUGGCGGCUAACCUAUCAGAUUCGCGGAUUGCUCUGUAUCAAGUAGACCCCGCUCAGUUCAAGAUUGCGCCAGUCAGCGAGAUCAAUGCCAUGCCACAGCGCCAUAAGGGUUGUCGCAUCUGGUCAACAAAGUUCCUAGACUCAAGCCGCCUGGCUGUCGGCUUAGGGCCAUCCGUGGAACCUAUCAACAUCUUCGAGAUACGUCCCGAGGGUAUUGUCGAGGAACAUAUGAGAAAGAUAGGUCUGACUGGGAGUGCGGAUGAGUUGGACCAGGUCAAAGCCUCCUCGAUAUAUCCAAUCGAGCCUUUGCUGGACAGCAAUGGAGGCAGAAACGGGAAUUUGUUCCUCAGCGGUGGCUACGAUGGCAUUGUGAGACUGCACGAUAUGCGUUCACCAUCGCCCUUCACUGCUAUCUACCAUGAUCCUACAGAUGACGCCGCCAUCUACUCUCUUCUUUCUCGAGGCAGAGAUCGUGUUGUAGCUGGUGCUUCACGUCACGGGUUGCUCAAGGUGUUUGAUCUUCGAAUAUCAGGAGGCAGCGUGUACGAUUAUGCUGGAGUAUCGGACACAAACGACUCAUCCACUGGAGACUGGAACAUCUUCAUCAACCCUCGCGAUAGAUACGUCAACUCGGCUUGGAGAGGACCAAACAGCUGGAUGCGCCGAAGUGCCGAAGGUUCUGUCUACAACCUGUCAUCGCCAUCACCAACCUCCCCAUUCAUCUUUGCAGGAGUGGAGAACGCCGUUGUUGAGUUCAACUUCUCCUCCGUGCUCGACAAGCACCCAGAUCCAAUCUUUCUCGGCAGCUCCGUCGGGAAGAAGGAUAGACGGGACAGUGUUUCUUCUUAUCUCCAGCACAAGCAAGAUAUCCUCAAUCUGGCCAUGUAUUCCCAGGGCACAGACGGCUCGAGAGAAGCCAUGAAAUUACGUACUCAACGCAGUGUUGAGGAGACGCUCGGUCAGGAUAUCAAUCCUGCUGGCCUAGAUGAGCGUUGGAAGGAGAACCAAUAG
This is a messenger RNA of Aureobasidium melanogenum CBS 110374, 1764 nucleotides long. RefSeq lists its product as uncharacterized. Bases 1 to 1764 code for a protein of 587 amino acids. Gene Ontology annotation, molecular function: protein binding. The record is from RefSeq and is a predicted model, not a curated record. The transcript is spliced from 2 exons. Lineage: Eukaryota; Fungi; Ascomycota; Dothideomycetes; Dothideales; Saccotheciaceae.